AGAAUCUAUUUAUUAAAAGAAACAGCUUGUCAGAAUAAUGACAAUUACAUAUAUUUUCCCCACAUCGUUUAAGCCUAACUCAGAAUGAAGAACACUUUGUGCUGGACUCUUGCAGGUGUUCUUCAACUGGUGGAACAUAACACUGAGACCUGAAGACAGAAAUCCUGGACAAAUGAGGAGAUCCCACCAGGACCUGUUAGGAGACGCCGGACUCCAGAGUGAAAUCGCUCGUGUGUUUGGACAGGAUGUGCUAAAUAAAACCAUCUCCCUGUGCCAAGGAAAUUUUAAUGACCUGGAGCGCCUGCCUGACGCUCUGCUCCAGCACAUCCAGAGCUUUCUGGAGCCGAAGGACGUGGGGCAGCUCCUACGCGUUUCUCGACGCUUCUGGGAGCUGUCCCAGUCGGAGGGGUACUGGGAGAAGGCGGUGAGGCAGCGGUAUAUAGCACUGUGCCAGACGAGGUGGUGA
This is a messenger RNA of Boleophthalmus pectinirostris (great blue-spotted mudskipper), 466 nucleotides long. RefSeq names its product F-box only protein 36-like. Bases 173 to 466 code for a protein of 97 amino acids. Gene Ontology annotation, molecular function: protein binding. NCBI's taxonomy places the organism in Eukaryota, Metazoa, Chordata, Actinopteri, Gobiiformes, Gobiidae. The record is from RefSeq and is a predicted model, not a curated record. The transcript has 3 exons.